AUGGCCGAACCGCUCAAACUCGCCGUAUUCAGCACAAAAUCCUACGACAAAAUCUACCUCGACACCGUCCUCAAAGCCCACCACCAAUCCCUCUGCACAAUAACCUACCACUCCUUCCCACUGAGCCUAGAAACCGCCGCACUCGCCGCAAACCACACCGCAGUCUGCGCCUUCGUAAACGACACCCUAGACGCCCCCGUCCUCCACGCCCUGCACGCCUCAGGAACCCGCGCAAUCCUCCUCCGCUGCGCCGGCUUCAACAACAUCGACCUCCCCACCGCCGAAAAGCUAGGCCUGUUCGUCGCCAACGUCCCCUCAUACUCCCCCGAGGCCGUGGCCGAGUUCGCAGUCGCCCUCCUGCAGACCCUGAACCGGAAUAUCCACCGCGCGUACAAUCGCGUGCGCGAGGGCAACUUCAACCUAGAGGGGUUUCUGGGCGUGACGCUGCGCGGGAAGACAGUGGGCGUUGUGGGCGUGGGGAGGAUCGGGCUUGCGUUUGCAAGGAUCAUCAGCUUCGGGUUUGGAUGCAGGCUUCUUGCAUCGGAUCCGAAGCCGGGGCUGAGUGCGGAGGAAUUUCGGAGGGAGUAUGGCGGAGAGUUUGUAUCGCUGGGGGAACUUUUUGAGCAGAGUGAUAUUGUGAGUUUGCAUUGUCCGUUGACGUCUGGGACGAGGCAUAUUAUCAAUGCGGAGAAUCUGGGGCGCAUGAAGCAGGGCGCGUUGUUGGUGAAUACCUCGCGGGGACCGUUGGUUGAUACCAAGGCUGCGAUUGAGGCGCUCAAGAGUGGGAGGUUGGCGGGGCUUGCGCUGGAUGUGUAUGAAGAGGAAGGGGCGUAUUUCUAUAACGACCACUCGCAGGAGAUUAUCCAUGAUGACACGCUGAUGCGGUUGAUGACGUUUCCGAAUGUGCUUGUUUGUGGGCAUCAGGCGUUCUUUACGCGCGAGGCGUUGACGGAGAUUGCGGGGACGACGUUGGCGAAUUUGGAGGAUUGGGUUAUGGGGAGGCAUUGUGAUAAUUCGCUGGUCAGGGAGGGCCAUUUGGUUGUUCCUGAGGGCAAGGAGCCUGUGAGGAUUUAG
Messenger RNA from Aspergillus puulaauensis, 1074 nucleotides. It is a transcript of the gene TR07, whose product is annotated as 2-hydroxyacid dehydrogenase. Bases 1 to 1074 code for a protein of 357 amino acids. Gene Ontology annotation, molecular function: NAD binding; D-lactate dehydrogenase (NAD+) activity. Lineage: Eukaryota; Fungi; Ascomycota; Eurotiomycetes; Eurotiales; Aspergillaceae. The record is from RefSeq and is a predicted model, not a curated record. The transcript has a single exon.